CGUUGAACCUGCACACUUCAGAUCUGAAGUCCGCUUCUCCUGCCACUAAGCCACCAUUGUUCAUAAUCCCCACAGAUGGCUCACUGAUGAAGACUGAGAGUGAAUAAAGCUCCAAUCAGCGCUGUCAGCCGGGUGGAAGAAUCUCCUUCACACUUAGUUGCGGGGGAUAAAAUAACGAAUAAAGUGCAGGAGAGGAGAGCCACCUCUCCCCCCAGGGCUGAGAAAUACCCCGAGGACCCCGUGACCCAGUUCGGAUCCAGCGCGCGCAUUUCUCACUCCUCCAGCCUCCCGGACGGUCUGUGCUGCUGUCGGUCAUGUGACCGCCUGCUGUCUGCGCGCAGCCCGGGGAGAGACAGGAGCAUCCUUCACUGCGCGGCUCACUAACGAGGGGGUGUGCACCUGUCGGAUGCACCGCGCGCGCACACACCAGGACAAACCUAUCCGGGACAAGUGAGACAGACCCAGAAACCAAGCAGGCAGCGUGUGGUAAUGGGGACUCUCCGAGACCUCCAAUUUGCCCUGCAGCUAAAGAUUGAGGAGCUUCGCCAGAGGGACACACUCAUAGAUGAAUUGGAGCUGGAGUUGGACACCAAGGAUGAGCUCAUUCGUAGACUGCAGGAAGAGCUGGAUCGCUACAGAGCCACCGUCUCUCUCCCAGGAACGUCUGCAGCCAGCACAGCUUGCGCAGCUCAGAGCGAAAGCAGAGAGCGAUCCAGCAGGAAGACAGUUAUCUGUGAACCCUUGAGCGUGGACCCCGUGACUCUCACCUUUGUUUCACACAGAAACUGUGACAAAAGCCAGGAGUCUCGGAGGCUGAUUCAGGCGGCGUUGGUGAAAAAUGACUUGUUGAAGAACCUUGAUGAAGGAGAAAUGAGCGCCAUCACAGCCUGUAUGUACCGCGCCACCAUCAAUCAGGGCUGUUCUGUCAUUCAGGAAGGGGCCACUGGGGCUCAGGCUUAUGUUUUAGAAGAAGGCAGGCUGGAGGUAACAAAAGAUGGAAACAAGCUUCUCACAGUUGAGCCAGGAGACAUGUGUGGAGAGCUGGCCUUGCUCUACAACUGCAUUCACAUCUACUCUGUCUCAGCACAAACGGACAGCAAGCUGUGGGUUAUCGACCGGCAGAGCUACCAGACCGUGCUUAUGCAGCGAGGUCUCAGCCGUCUCUGCCGUUCGGUGGAGCUGCUUAGCAGCCUCCCCUUCCUGCAGUCGUUGCCAGAGGAUGUCAUCAUGAAAGUGUCUGAUCUCAUGGAGGAGACACAUUACCUGGACGGCGACUACAUCAUUCGACAGGGAGCCACCGGAGACACUUUCUAUAUCAUUAGUAAAGGCCAGGUGACGGUGACAGAAAAGAGGCCAGGCCACGAAGAGCACACAGUGCUAUCGAAGCUCUCCGAGGGCCAGUGGUUUGGAGAAAAAGCUCUGUGGUGCGAAGACAUCCGCACUGUGAAUGUGAUUGCUGCUGGAGAAGUUACGUGCUUGGCAAUAGACAGAGAGGCCUUCAAAGACGUUAUCGAUGGGUUGGCAUUUGACUGCGAUCAGGAGGGGCAGCAGAGCAACGAACCUGAAGUCAAGUCAGACAUGGAUCCGGCUCUGCUCUCAUCUUCCACCCUAAGUGAUUUUCAGAUUAUUUGCACUCUGGGAGUUGGGGAGUUUGGUCACGUAGACCUGGUACAGCUAAAGAGCAAUGUCAAGUGUCUUUUUGGCAUGAGGGUCCUCUCGAAGAAGAUGAUCCUGAAAAAGGCUCAACGAGAACACGUCCUGAAUGAAGGUCGCGUCCUGAUGGAGACUUGCUGUUCCUUCAUUGUCAGGCUGUAUAAAACCUUCAGAGAUCCUGAGCGCCUGUACUUUUUAACAGAGGCAUGUCUUGGCGGAGAUUUAUUGAGUCUACUCAAAGAAAAGGGUUAUUUGGAUGAAUGCAGCACGAGGCUCUACACAGCCUGUGUUGUCAGGGCCUUGACCUUUCUGCACAGUCAAGAUAUCAUCUAUAGAGACGUCAAGCCUGAAAAUGUUAUCCUGGAUGAGCACGGCUACGCCAAACUGACUGGGUCCAGAUGUCUGAAGAAGGUUGAAAUGGGUAAGAAAACCUGGACUUUCUGUGGCACUCCGGGAUUCAUGGCUCCUGAAAUCAUUCUGAACAAAGGCCACGGCGCCUCUGCAGACUUCUGGUCGCUGGGGGUUUUUGUAUUUGAACUUCUGAGUGGUGGGCUCCCAUUCAGCAGCUCCGACCCGAUGAAGAUUCUAACUGCAACCGUGCGCGGCAUCGAUCAGAUCGACUUCCCAAAAAGCAUCAGCAAGAGCGCCUGCAGUCUCAUAAAGAAGCUGUGCAGGAGCAAUCCCUCAGAGAGACUGGGCAGUCGACGAAACGGGGCCAAGGACAUUCAGAAGCACAAAUGGUUUGAAGGAUUCAACUGGGACGGACUCUGUAAAAGAACAGUCACACCACCGGUUAUUCCGAAGGUGAGACACCCUCUGGAAAGCAGUACGUGUCGCUUUUAUACAGAGGACUCCGUGGAGCCGUGCACAAACUGGGAUGACUUCUGACGGAUCUCUGUGAAGUGGAAAAACAAGCUGGAAGAUAACACUUCAUCAUUUUCAGGUUUAGUCCUCAUGAAUAAUUCACUGCCCCAAGUCUUACUGACAUCAAGAAUUAAUUAUAUUUUCAAACCAAAACUAUUUUCCACGGUAUCACUUACCGCAGAUAUUGUUUGAUAAACGAACCGUGCUGCCUACUGUGCUAACCUGAGACUGUUCUGUCGGUGUAAUGUCUCUAUAGAUUCACAAACACUGUUCUGUGAUGCCACUGCAGUUGAAUGUAACCAAAUAAACAAACAGGUUGUUUCGCCCUGUCUUUUCUUUCAU
Salarias fasciatus (jewelled blenny) is the source of this 2859-nucleotide messenger RNA. RefSeq names its product protein kinase cGMP-dependent 1, like (gene prkg1l). NCBI's taxonomy places the organism in Eukaryota, Metazoa, Chordata, Actinopteri, Blenniiformes, Blenniidae. Gene Ontology annotation, molecular function: ATP binding; cGMP-dependent protein kinase activity. The record is from RefSeq and is a predicted model, not a curated record. The transcript is spliced from 22 exons. The coding region runs from base 490 to 2541 and encodes 683 amino acids. Gene Ontology annotation, biological process: protein phosphorylation.